Molecule: messenger RNA, 855 nt
Organism: Brenthis ino (lesser marbled fritillary)
Lineage: Eukaryota; Metazoa; Arthropoda; Insecta; Lepidoptera; Nymphalidae
Source: the annotation of a GenBank genome assembly
AUGUCUAACAACGUUGGAGCAAAGCUCAUAAAUAAUAUUGAAAAAGCCGAAAAACUUGUAGCUGAACUUAAAACUAAGCUCGGCGAAGUUACUAAAUUUAAAGUUGAAGUAAAAAUAAAAGAACUAACGCAAGACAACGCAUCUUUAUUAAAACAAGUCGAAAAAGCUAAAGCUGAAUUAAUACGACUAGAAAUAUUACAUGGUAAAAAACAAUAUCCUUUGCCAGGAAAAGUCAUACCAAAUGUAACAUCAGAACAACCAUGCCCUAAAGAAAAUGUUCCACCAGCUGUUAAAAAAGAGAAAAAAGAUAAGGAAACUAAGAAAAGCAAAGAAAAACAAGCACAAGUACCAAACAAUGACACUGUUGUUGAUAUCAGAAAGUUAGAUUUACGUAUUGGCAAAAUUGUGGACAUAAAUAAACACCCAGAUGCCGACACCUUAUAUGUAGAGAAGAUAGACUGCGGUGAAGACAACCCUAGAACAGUUGUAUCAGGACUGGUUAAUCAUGUUCCUAUUGAAGAAAUGAAAGACCGAAUUGUUAUGGUACUAUGUAACUUGAAACCAGUAAAAAUGCGUGGAGUUACUUCAGAAGCUAUGGUUAUGUGUGCUUCUUCACCUGAGAAGGUAGAAGUUCUUAUACCACCAAAUGGAUCCGUUCCUGGAGACCUAGUAUCUUGUGAAGGAUAUCCUAGAGAGCCAGAACCACAACUGAAUCCCAAGAAAAAGAUAUUUGAAACUUGUGCACCUGAUCUUAAAACAAAUGAUGAAUGUGUAGCUUGCUAUAAAGGAAGUCCUUUAGUUGUGCCUAGUAAAGGCCCAGUAGUAGCACCUACACUCAAAAAUGUAAAUGUUAAG